Cydia fagiglandana is the source of this 4546-nucleotide messenger RNA. RefSeq lists its product as uncharacterized. The transcript is spliced from 4 exons. The annotation marks the transcript as partial. The record is from RefSeq and is a predicted model, not a curated record. NCBI's taxonomy places the organism in Eukaryota, Metazoa, Arthropoda, Insecta, Lepidoptera, Tortricidae.
CCCACCCCCUUAUGGGGGGCAGUACAAAUUUUACCUGCUGUUUUUCUAUUCCAGCUUCGCGAUAAAUUAAACGCAUUAACUUCAUUAACUUUCACUAAAGUGCACCCAAAAGUUUCCGCCACCCCCGACCUAUCUAUACUCAAAGAAGAAGAAUACGAGCGUUCAAGCAACAGCGAACCUCCUCUACGCGUCGGGGUGGCGCGUAGAAAGCAAUACCAUAGCGACGGCGAGGCUCAAAAUGUUAAAUAUAAUACCAGAUGGCUUCCGACUGUUGUUGAAGAACAUUCAGCUAGCUUAAACGUGGCUGCGGCUCUAGAUGCUACUGCCAGUCCUGACCAAUCAGUUAUUAUCGCGGCAUUCGAAGAACUACACAAUACCAACCCCCAAAUCGAUCUUGCUGAUUUGUUGGUAGAAGAGGCGCUAGACCACGGACAAGACAAAGAUAGUGGUAUAAUAUCGGGUAAACAUACACAAGAUACCGACAUCGUAGAAAACACACCAGUUGUAGAAACAGCGCAACGCAAAAAGUUUGGCUUAAAACGCACACCUAAAGAUAUUGAAAAUAUCAGAUAUUUCCCCGAUGACUCUGACGUCGUCGAUGUUACCCCAGGUUAUGAGUAUGAUUGGAGAAAAAGAGGCCGAACUAAAAGUGACAAAACAAAUAAGAAUAAUAAUGAUGAAAAUGAAACUUUAAAUGAGAAAGCAGUUGACUCAGACUUUUACACAAAUUGUGUUGAAUUAAUAAGUCCUGCUACAAUUAAGAGAAUCAGUGAAAGUCUUUCUCUGGAAGAAGAUAGCGAUGAUGAUUGCUGUAUAAUCCACGGCAUAGAUUUAGUAGAGGAAGAAGAUAAUGAGCUCAAUUUAGCUGUUGAAAGAGAUGUUGUCAAUUGCGUUAAUGACAUGUUAGAUAAGGUGUGUUAUGAUAUCGAGAAAUGUGUUGAUCUACUGGCAGAUCAGCAGCAACAAAUUGAUGUUUUGAGAGCUGUACAGAAUAUUGAUAACACGGAUAAAAUACUGAAAAUGAAUAAAGACACAUUAAAAUCACCCAAAAACAUAACAAACGAACUCGAUACUGACGGUGUUCAAAAUGUCACCCUGAAAUAUAAGCCUAAAAAACAAGCUCCAAAAAAGAACACUUCUCGGGAAAAGAAGGCUAAAUGUGUCAAGCCAAAUAAUAUAGAAGAAGAUAGAGACUCGGAAGAAAAUGCAAAAUCCCCAACUAAUACAAAAAAACAAUCAAUUCGCAAAAAGCGCAAGCUUUAUUCACCCAAGGACGACGUAAAUGAAAACAAUGACAUGCCUAGGUCCAGAAAAGAACCGAGACCAUCAAGUUCCACUGAAUCUCCAAUAGCGGCUUGCUACAAGGAAUUGGAGAACGCCCGCAAAUCUCGCAUAAGACUUCCUAGGAGGAGAGCGAGUACCCAACCUGUUAUUUCGCCAAACACCAGGAAAUUGAACGAUUUAUUCGAUAAAAUCAAAGAUAAUGUUGUUAAUAACGAAAAAAUAACGCUCGUCAAUAAGAAAAGUGACAAAGAUCUUUAUAAUAUGUCGAGUGAAAGCGACGAUGAAGUUUUUCAGAAGAAAAAGAUCCAAGUCCAAAAACGUAUUAGUUCGUCCAGUCUAGAGUCCGUAACUAAACGUAGGAGAUCGGUAAAGCCAGUUGAUUAUACUUCGUUCUAUUCAUCGGAAGAUGAGUGCCAGAGGGUCGUAAAACCCAAAGCGGUUAAACAAACGAGAGCCAGAAGCCGUAAAGCUAAGAUAAUACAGAGGACUGACUUGGUUGAUGAAAGAAUGAGAACUGAUCAACCUGAAGUGUUAGAAACUUCCUUCGUCCAAGAAAAGGACGAAAUGAAUGUACCCGAAGAACCUCAACCUUCGGUAAACGUACCCGUUCUAGAAACCAUACCUACAGGUGAUAUACAUGAUGAGCCCAUAGUGUCGAGAAGUAAACCUCAAACACCUAAUAAACAGGAAAUAAUGAAAAUGAAGACUGAGAAGUGCUUGAAAAAGAAAUGCGAAAACCUCGAAAAGAUAACCAAGAGGAGCAAGGAAAUAAUUGCUGAUGAUUCACAUGAUGAGCCGAUAGUGUCGGGAAGGAAACCCCAACCACCUAAUAAACAAGAAAUAAUGAAAAUUAAGACUGAGAAGGGCUUGAAAAAGAAAUGCGAAAACCUCGAAAAGAUAACCAAGAGGAGCAAGGAAACAAUUGCUGAUGAUUCACAUGAUGAGUCGAUAGUGUCGGGAAGGAAACCCCAAACACCUAAUAAACCGGAAAUAAUCAAACUGACUGACAAGAGCUUCAAAAAGAGAUGCGAAUACCUCGCAAAGAUAAACGAGAUGAGCAAGGAAGCAAUUGCUGAUGAUUCACAUGAUGAGUCGAUAGUGUCGGAAAGGACAGCUCAAACACCUAAUAAACCGGAAAUAAUCAAAAUUAAGGCUGACAAGAGCUUCAAAAAGAGAUGCGAAAAACUCACAAAGCCAACUUUAACCAAGAGGAGCAAGAAAAUAACUAAAAAUGUACCAACGGAAAGAGAAAGUACAACAGUGAGCCCUCUACCUGGACUUGUUGUAGAAACAGAACCACGUAAAGAGGAAAUUACUUCUUCCUUAGACGCUAAUUUGCUUCAGAAACUCAAAAAGAUAUACACAGACGUGGAAGAUUUGAAUACGAGCUGUGCAACUCAAAACUUGUUGCUUAACGAAGAUAAUGAUAGAGUAGAAGUUGAUUUAUUAAAUAAAACCUCUCAUACUCAAAAUGCGAUCAUUAACCUGGACAAUUCUAAUGACAACGCAAUCGCCGCUGAUAAUUUACAGGCUGUGGAUAUACCAGAUGUAGAUUCGGAGAAAUCAAUAGAAACAGGCGGUCGAUCUCCCAUUACUGGCCAUAACGAUCUUGAUGAAUCUCCACCAAAUUUGGACGCACUGGACGAGAGUUUCCAACACAGAGAUGUAGGUGUUGAGGACAGGAGAAAAUCCAUAACGGAUUUCCUGGUUAAAAUGAGGAAUCAGCUAAUAAAUAGUAAAACUGUAAAAAGCACUUCUCCUAUCAUUCCUAUUACUAGAAUGUCCACAAAAGAUAGUGCGCGGUCUAAUUUAAGCCCCAAAAAAAUAUCCAAAUUAAAUAGGAAGUCAAGCGUUACUUCAUCUUAUAUCGGGUCCGAUAAAAGUAACCCAAGAGUUGUAUUGGAAAGAAUAUCGUCUGAAGAGAUAGAGAAAUUAGUAACUCCCACCCGUACACAAAAAUCAAGCACCACAGAAUCACCUGUAGUCGUUCUGAAUAGGAUUUCUUCUGACGAAAUUAACAAAUGGCUCCCUUUGCCAAAAACGAAAGAUGUUGCCGAAAUAGAACCUGAGAUAACCCCUAGAAGAACCCUAGAAAGACGCAUAUCUGUAUCAAUACCUUGUUUUACAUGUGAAAACUUUGAUAAAACAAUUUCCCCAGUGAAAUUAAAUUUCGAAAUUGUAGAUCUUACCAACGAAACUCAAAUUAGAGACACUAGAAUGCGCAGAACAGUCAGAAGCAGAAGACAAUCUUCCGUUAGAACAAUUAAAUCUUGUUCAAAUAUAGAAAAAUCUAGAUCAAAAAGUAUAGAGACUUUGGCAAAAGAAGUAAACGACCAAGGUGUAAGCAGUCAAGAAACUGUGGCCAAAUCAGCUGAGACCCCUCAAACCAACAAUAUAUUUAAUAAGGAGAUGACUCUUUGGUCCACUGUAGCUCCGUCUGAAAGGAGUAAUAGUGUGGCUAGCGUACAGAGCUGGAUACAGAAGAAUGCUGAGGCGGGGUCGUCAAAGACGGGAGACAAAGCGACAAUGAAAGAAAUGCUGUAUCAAGAGCUGAUGGAGACACUGGACACGCGCUUGGAGGAAAUCAAUGCAGAUACUCGUGAAGCGAUGCAAGCGGCCUUCGUAAAGGACCAAGAAGAGCUGACAUGUGUGGCAGAACAGGUUAGCUCUAUGGGAGACACUGUGACCCGUGCGGUAGAACUGCUUCGCUCUCUGGCAGACGCUGUCGACAGCUUUAAAAAGCAAAUCACCGCCCUUCGGAAAAACAAAAUGGAUCGUGAUUGCUCUGUCAUUCGCGCGGACGCCGAGAAGAAGGCACGACUGGUGGAACUUCUUAAGGAGGACAUCGACCGCAUAUUAAAAUAAACCCUUUUUAAUUAGUAAUUUUUUCGAAGGUAUAGAGUAAGCAUAGAUAACUGACCCCCUGCAUAGAAACAUGUAACAGGGGGCUCAGUUAUUUCUGCAGCUUACAGUACAUAACAAAAAUUGUGGAAGCAAAAUAAUAAACGUAUACUUAGGUAGGGUAUAUUCGCUAGUAACAGGCCACCGACCUAUAACUGGCCACCCUAAACUAAAAAUGAAUUAUAUUCACCUAUAAGCAGAAUUAUUAUUUUGCUUCCUCAAUUUUUGUUUUGUAUUCAGUAAGCUGCAGAAAUAAUUGACCGUGCAAACAAGUUUCUAUGCAGGGGGGUCAGUUAUCUCUGCUCACUCUAAUCGCAAAAUACAUAAAUCGUUUUAUUAAAAAAAUAUCAUUGAUAUUUAA